AUGGCGGGAGUCGCAGAAAAGGCUCGAUUCUACCUCGAGCGGGCGGUGCCCCAGCUCCGCGAAUUCGAAGAAAAAGAGAUCUUCUCCAAGGACGAAAUCAGGACCCUCGUCCAGAAGCGCACCGAGUUCGAGCACCUCGUGCUCUCCGCCGGCAACACGCCCGCCGACUUCCUCUCCUACGUCGCCUGGGAGCAGUCCCUCGAGGACCUGCGCCUCAAGCGCUGCCGCCGCAAGAAGAUCAAGCACUCGACCAGCCACGCGGGCCAGGCGCGCGCCUUCCAGAUCUUCGAGCGCGCCGUGGGGCGGCACCCGGGCAGCGAGCUGCUCUGGCGGCGGUACCUCGACCACGCGGCGCGCGCGGGCGCCACCAAGCGCUGGCGCAAGGUCAUGACGCGCGCGCUGCGCAUGCACCCUACCUCGGCGGGGCUGUGGGUGCUCGCGGGCCGCCGGGCGGCCGCCGACGGCGACAUGGAGGGCGCGCGGGCCAUGUUCAUGCGCGGGUGCCGGUUCUGCACGCGCGACGAGGCGGUCUGGGUCGAGUACGCGCGCGCCGAGAUGGAGUGGCUCGCGCGCGUGGGGCGCAAGAGCAGGCGCGCCGUCGCGCUCGAGGCCAUGCCGGCCAAGAAGCUGGCCGAGGACGUCGACGAGGACGGCAACAUGAUGUUUGGCGGCGGCGGCGAGGACGACAGCGACGAGGACGACGAGUUCGCGGACGGCAUGGCGCUGGCCGACGGGCGGGGCGGCGGCAGGAAGACCAAGGCGCCCGAGCUCAGCGAGGAGGCGGUGGACAAGAUCAAGAACAGCCCCGCGCUCGAGGGCGCGAUACCGCGCGCCGUGUUUGACAUUGCGAGGAAGCAGACCUUCUUCAAGGCGCGGACGGCGGAGGUCUUCUUCGACAUGUUUGCCGCGUUUACGGAGGUCGCGUCGCAGCCGCAGACCGUGCAGCAUGUGCUCGAUGCAAUGCAGGAGGCGUACCCGAACGAUCCCUCUACGGGAAGCUGCCUUGUGCGGCAGGCACUUAUUGGCGUGGCGCCGGAUACUGCCGCCUUCCCCAAGGCUUUGAGGGACGCGCUCGCCAAGUUGAAUACCGCACUGGGCACGACGAGCGACAAAGCUAUGCUGGCGGCAAAGACCAUUGCCUGGAUCGACCCCAUCCUGGCGAGGGAAGAUCUGGAUGAGGGCAUCCGGGCGGUUUUGGAGCACACGAAGAGGAAGCUGGAAAAUUCUUGA
Thyridium curvatum is the source of this 1230-nucleotide messenger RNA. RefSeq lists its product as uncharacterized. NCBI's taxonomy places the organism in Eukaryota, Fungi, Ascomycota, Sordariomycetes, Thyridiales, Thyridiaceae. The record is from RefSeq and is a predicted model, not a curated record. Gene Ontology annotation, cellular component: small-subunit processome; Pwp2p-containing subcomplex of 90S preribosome. The coding region runs from base 1 to 1230 and encodes 409 amino acids. Gene Ontology annotation, biological process: maturation of SSU-rRNA from tricistronic rRNA transcript (SSU-rRNA, 5.8S rRNA, LSU-rRNA). Gene Ontology annotation, molecular function: protein binding; snoRNA binding. The transcript has 2 exons.